Molecule: messenger RNA, 3374 nt
Organism: Microcebus murinus (gray mouse lemur)
Lineage: Eukaryota; Metazoa; Chordata; Mammalia; Primates; Cheirogaleidae
Source: RefSeq, a predicted model, not a curated record
UUUUCUCUGAGCCCCAUUUCAGAACUUCCCUAUUGUUUUAUAUAGUCAAAGGUGCUUAUUUCCAACUCCCCCUCAUCCCUUCUCCCAACACCACAGAGCCCUAAUGCUGUUCAACUUGGGGUGCUGUGGGACACAAAUAGUGACUCCCAUGCCUGGGUUGGCCCUAUCUGUCAUGUGUUCUGGGUGAGCACCAUCCUGUGGAUCCUGAAGCAUGUAUCAGGCAAAGGCUCCCAAGAGUGCCUUGAGGGCGAUCUCCUUGAGGGCAAGCCCCGAGGACACUUUUUAUCCUGAUGUCAUCAGUCUGACACGUGGUGGUAGUCAUAUGGUGUUUGUUUAACAACUUAACUCCAAGCCUGGGUCAUCACUGGAAGAAUGAAAACAUUCUGGGCAGCUCAACAGAAGGUAUAUGGGACCACUGAAGAUCACUCACAGGAGGGGUGGUACUGCCUCCUAGGGGACAUUUUAGAAAUUUAUGGGCCGUUUUUUGGUUGUCAAAAGGUUCUGAGGGCAUGUUAUAGAAGGUGUUUUAGUUAUCCUGGGUAGGAUGCUAGACUUCCUAAAAUGCUCAGGACUUCCAUACUGUGAAGAAUUCCCAAGACAGUUUGAAUGACUGGCUGGUGAUCAUCAUGUCUAUGAAAAUUCUGUUUAUAUUUAUCUAAGCCUAGGACUAUUACAUGUAAACAUGAAAUAGUUUUGCACAUUUUGGAAAAAGACUCAGCUUGCCUGGAAUGUAUCUCCAUGUCAAUUAGAACAAAUUCAUUUUGCUCAGCACUUUACCAAGAGUUUGUUCGCCAUUUUGGAAAGUCAGGUUACCAACGUUAGCACUGCUUGUGGUCUCUGAGUCAAAAAUAAAGCACCAGUAUCAGUUGGCCUUGUAGCUGUCGCAUCCACAGCGAUUCUACAUAUGGAUGUGGGAAUCGGACUACUUCAUUGUCUUCUGGUUUAGUUGUGCCAAGCUUUCAUAUAAUGAAAUGCAUGUUAUUGUAAAUUUCAUUUCUACAUCACAGUGAGGACAUCAUAUGGAGUAGUGGCUGUUGUCAUGUGUGAUGUAGUGUAUGUCAUUCACAAGUUUCAUUUUUAGGUAGUCCAGGGGGCCUGGUCCUAAAAGGGUUGAGAACUAUGGAUCUAGUGGUGACGGUUUUGAAUGUUGGUGCUGGGAGAGAGGAAAUACAGUCUGCAAAAUCUCCCCAGGUUAUUUUGGUGGGUCUUCUCCCCACCCCUCCUCUCCUACUUUCCAGAACCUGGUCUAGCAGUGGGGGAUCUGGGUGAAGAUUCUUGGGGGAGGGGGUCCAGAACUUGGCUUUCCAGUUAAUGGCUGAUGGAAUUUGCACAAGAGCUGGGCAAAGGUGAAAGGGCUUUGUCCUGCCCCAAAUUCCUCAUCCCUUUGCUCCGCUUCAUUGACACCCCCACCCCUCCCCAGCCCCUCCCUAACUUCACCCAAACUCUGACCUCUGACUCUCUAUUUAACUCUGGCCCAGGGCUGCCCAAACAAGACAAAAGGCAGGGCAGCAUGAGCGGAUCACACCCCCAUUCUAUCCAACUCCGAUCGGUGGGUUCCCAGGAUGUCCUGGCUCCCCUGCCACCACCUGCUCCCCAGAAUCACUCCUCCCACUCCUGGGCCUCUCUGUGUGGGCCUCCGCCCUGGGGCCUCAGCUGUCUUCUGGCUCUGCAGCAUAUCUUGGUCAUGGCAUCUCUGCUUUGUGCCUCCCACCUGCUCCUGCUUCGCAGUCUUGCCCCAGGAGGACUCUCUUACUCCCCUUCUCAGCUCCUGGCCUCCAGCUUCUUUUCAUGUGGUGUGUCUACUGUCCUGCAAACUUGGAUGGGCAGCAGGCUGCCUCUUGUCCAGGCUCCAUCCUUAGAGUUCCUUAUCCCUGCCCUGGUGCUGACCAGCCAAAAGCUACCUCUGGCCAUGGAGACACCUGGAAACUGUGAGCACAGAGCAAGGGCAGGGGCCUCCCUCUUGCUGCACCUGUGUAGGGGGCCUGGCUGCCAUGGCCUGGAGCUCUGGAACACUUCUCUCCAAGAGGUGUCCGGGGCAGUGGUGGUGUCUGGGCUGCUGCAGGGCGCACUGGGGCUGCUGGGGAGUCCUGGCCACUUGUUCCCCCACUGUGGGCCCCUGGUGCUGGCCCCCAGCCUGGUUGUGGCAGGGCUUUCUGCCCACAGGGAGGUGGCCCAGUUUUGCUCUACUCACUGGGGCCUGGCCCUGCUGGUUAUCCUGCUCAUGGUGGUCUGUUCUCAGCACCUGGGCUCCUGUCACAUACCUGCAUUCCCCUGGAGGCCAGCUUCACCCUCUUCAACUCACACUCACCUCCCUGCCUUCCGGCUGCUCUCGGUGCUGAUCCCUGUAGCCUGUGUGUGGAUCACCUCUGCCUUUCUGGGUGUCAGCAUUGUCCCCCAGGAGCUGUCUGCUCCCCCAAAGGCACCAUGGUUUUGGCUGCCUCACCCAGGUGAGUGGGACUGGCCUUUGCUGACACCCAGGGCUUUGGCUGCAGGCAUCUCCAUGGCCUUGGCAGCCUCCACCAGCUCCCUGGGCUGCUACGCCCUGUGUGGCCGGCUGCUGCACUUGCCUCCACCUCCUCCGCAUGCCUGCAGUCGAGGGCUGAGCCUGGAGGGGCUGGGCAGUGUGCUGGCUGGGUUGCUGGGCAGCCCCAUGGGCACUGCAUCCAGCUUUCCCAAUGUGGGCACAGUGAGUCUUAUCCAGGCUGGAUCUCGGCGAGUGGCCCACUUAGUGGGGCUGCUUUGUGUGGGGCUUGGGCUCUCCCCGAGGCUGGCUCAGCUCCUCACCACCAUCCCGCUGCCUGUGCUCGGUGGGGUGCUGGGGGUGACGCAGGCGGUGGUUCUGUCCACUGGAUUCUCCAGCUUCCACUUGGCUGACAUUGACUCUGGGCGGAAUGUCUUCAUUGUGGGCUUCUCCAUCUUCAUGGCCCUGCUGCUGCCAAGAUGGUUUCGGGAAGCCCCAGUCCUACUCAGCACAGGCUGGAGCCCCUUGGAUGUGUUACUGCACUCACUGCUGACAGAGCCCAUCUUCCUGGCUGGACUCUUGGGCUUCCUCCUAGAGAACACCAUUCCUGGCACACGGCUUGAGCGAGGCCUAGGUCAAGGGCUGCCAUCUUCCUUCGCUGGCCAAGAGGCUCAGCUGCUGCAGAAGUCCAGGGAGAAGGCUGCUCAAGAGUAUGGGCUUCCUUUCCCUACCCAAAACCUGUGUCCUUGCAUCCCCAAGCGUCUCUGUUGCCUCUGCCCACUGCCUGAAGACCCUGGGGAUGUGGAAGGGGGGUCCUCUGAGCCAGGAGAGAUGUCAGACUUGCUGCCUGGCUCUAGGGAACCAUGCCCUCCAUCUAGCAGAGAAGGGCUUAGGUCCCAGUAAUUACCAAGAC